Messenger RNA from Microdochium trichocladiopsis, 2085 nucleotides. Its product is annotated as nucleoside phosphatase family-domain-containing protein. Lineage: Eukaryota; Fungi; Ascomycota; Sordariomycetes; Xylariales; Microdochiaceae. The coding region runs from base 1 to 2085 and encodes 694 amino acids. The record is from RefSeq and is a predicted model, not a curated record. Gene Ontology annotation, molecular function: nucleoside diphosphate phosphatase activity. Gene Ontology annotation, cellular component: membrane. The transcript is spliced from 2 exons. Gene Ontology annotation, biological process: nucleoside diphosphate catabolic process.
AUGGGCAAGGACAAAUGGCGAUGGGGAGUAAUCCUCGAUGCUGGCUCAUCCGGCACACGGCUCCACGUCUAUCGCUGGGAAAAUGCUGCGCAUGUCAUCAAGGAUGCCGACUCGCCGGAGGAACUUCGACGGCUGCCGGAACUCAAGACUAAAAAGAGCUGGACAAAGAAGAUUCGACCAGGAGUGUCAACGUUCGGUGACCACCCCGAGGAUAUCGGUCCGGAGCAUCUGAAAUCCCUGAUCAAACAUGCACAGGAUGUCGUACCCCUCGAUAAGCAACCCGACACGCCGAUCUUCCUGAUGGCCACAGCCGGUAUGCGUCUGUUACCGGUUGUCCAGCAGCGAGCUGUGCUGGACCAGAUCUGCACAUAUUUCCGCGCCGAGACAAAGUUCUCCCUUCCGGAUUGUUCGUCCCACAUCCAAGUUAUUCCUGGUUCGACCGAAGGACUGUAUGGAUGGAUUGCGGCAAACUACUUGCUGGGUGGCUUUGAUGACCCCAAGGGUCAUCUCCAUGGCAAGGACCACCACACGUAUGGAUUUCUCGACAUGGGCGGUGCGUCUGCGCAGAUUGCCUUUGCGCCCAACUCGACUGUAGCUGCGCAACAUCCGGAAGACCUCCAGUUGGUGCGAAUGCGGACGUUGGAUGGGGCGCCGAGUGAACACAAGGUCUUCACCACUACCUGGCUCGGAUUUGGCAUGAACGAAGCAAGGCGGCGGUACGUGGAAGAGCUGGUGAGCGAGUUUCUGAUCGAAGGCGAACACGAAGUCCCCGAUCCGUGCCUUCCCAGAGGUCUCCGCACCACAGAGAACGGCGACCUGAUCGAGGGCGUCACGGAGGAACUCGAGCUUGUUGGCACUGGCAUGUGGGAUGAGUGCCAGAGACGAACCAAACCAUUGCUUGGACUCGACAAGCCUUGCGAGGAAGACCCGUGCUUGCUCAAUGGCCAGCACGUUCCCUCCAUCGACUUCGAAGUCAACCACUUUGUUGGCGUAUCCGAAUACUGGCAUACGACGCACGGUGUCUUCGCGGACGGCAAUGAGAACAUCUACGACUUCAACACAUACCAGAAGAAAGUCCAAGAGUUCUGUAGUACGGAGUGGGAAGAGCUCGUGGUCGGCCUUGAGUCGCGGAAAAAUAGCCCGGAGAAGGAAGCUCAGGAGGCAUGCUUCAAGGCGGCCUGGCUCAUUAGCGUGCUUCACGAAGGCCUGGGUAUCCCACGGGCCGGCAUUGAAGAAGCCCCGACACCUGAUAACGACAUCGCCAAGGAGAUUGGAGAAGCUGCCAAAGAGAAGGGCUUCCUCGAACCUUUCCAGGCUGCUGACAAGAUCAGCGGAACUGAAGUCAGUUGGACCUUGGGCAAAAUGGUGCUCUACGCAUCUGGCCAAGUCCCACCACGGAGCAGUUCAAAUCUUCCCGUCGGGUUUGGCAGCAAUGUGCCUGGUGUACCUAGCGAUUUUCAGUACGCGGGUUCCACGUACAAUGCGAGCCUGAUCGCGGAUUUCGACAACGAUUGGAGUGACGCAGCCGAGGAUCUCAUCGAUCAAGCCAAGUCUAAAACAUCCACAGCGGUCCUUGUCUUCGUUAUAAUAUUCUUGAUUUUUGGCUUUCUAUUCAGGAAGCGCGACAGGAGAAUGGGCCUGUACGUCAAGCUCAAUUCCAUUCUACGGCCACGGCGGAAACCCGGCAGUCCUAAGAAGUCCGCCAGGGGAUUUUCUGCCAUCCGGAACAAGUGGUUUCGCCGCGGCAGCCACAAUUACGAACGCGUUCUCGAGGAAGGGGACGUGGACCAGUUUGAACUUGCCGAGACGUCCUCUGACGAGGGCGAAAACUCGGACAGCAGCGGUGAUGGCUCCCGAAUUGGCAGAGCAUCGGGCUUGGCGACGCCAAAGAUCAAUGUCGGCAGUUUUGACGACCUACGCAAGUCUUUGCACCCGGGUAGUGCGCUCGAUCGGGCCGGCCUUGUGGUCCGCACCGAAAGUCGCGAGCGUCUUGUCCCACAAAUGCUGAACGCAGGCCGGAGGAGUCGCAACGGCAGUCCCACGCGCCUCAAAAGCCCCUUAAUGACACCUUUGAACGAGGACUAA